AUGUCUGAGUGGUUCACCCAACUCGAAGAGGUCGCGUACUCCGUAGUGGAAUAUAUCCCACUAGUCGGCACCGUGUACUCUCUAAAACGAGCCACUAUCGCAUACAACGCGAGGGAUUGGACGCGACAUUGGCAGUCCCUCGGCAACUUCCUCGAGAGCUCCGUUCGCGAUAUCAUUCUCUUCAAAGACAUUGCCGAACCCACCACAGUCGCCCUUAUACACACCAUGGCCGAGUCGUUGACGGACAAAUUGAUUGAGAUCUACCAUCACGAGCCCAAAAGGCCUGAGGUCAAAAUCACCCAGAAGCUGGAUAAACAACUCGGACAUGUACUCAUCGCCGAGUCCUCAAAGGGCAGGUCCAAGAGAGAAGUCUUCGGAGGCAAAGCCAAGGGUGUGCACCACUUUCACGGCGCUGUCUUCACUGGUACGAUCACUCACCCCGAAUAUGCUCCAAAGGGCGAGAAGAUCCGGCUUGAUAUUCCGCACGGAUUCCACGACGGGGCAGGAGUCACCUUCACGUGGAAAUGGACUAUAAACAGAGCUGGAAAAAAGAAUGCACCUGCAGCCACGUAUGGUCGUAUUAAACUGAUCUCCGGCACACCCACACGGUUCGAAUUGUCCAGCCACAAGGGUGCCGGAUGGGAAGGUUAUAACUUUUCCGGUGAGAUAAACUCCAAGGACAAAAUCAAGGCUACAACCACAGUCGGUGGUAGAAACAUUCCACCGAUUGACUUCACAAGGUUGGCCGGAACUUGA
This is a messenger RNA of Raphanus sativus (radish), 756 nucleotides long. RefSeq names its product iso-A82775C biosynthesis cluster protein B-like. The record is from RefSeq and is a predicted model, not a curated record. Bases 1 to 756 code for a protein of 251 amino acids. The transcript has a single exon. NCBI's taxonomy places the organism in Eukaryota, Viridiplantae, Streptophyta, Magnoliopsida, Brassicales, Brassicaceae.